AUGGCGUCCAUCAUACCCACCGGAAAGGACCUCCAGGACCUCAUCUCAGGCCCUGCAGACGUCGAGUGGAAGUACGACAUGCGCCACCAAUGCCAGGAGAUCCUCCCUGGCCUCCUCCUCGGCCCCUUCGUCGUCUCAAAGUCCCUCGAGAGCCUCCGCAACCUCCGCAUAACACACAUAGUCUGCAUUCGGGACGCAAAAGAGGCCUUCUCCGUGCGCCCCCGCUUCCCAGAGGCCUUCUCCUACCUCGUCCUCGACGUGCAGGACAGCGAGGAGCAGAACCUCAUCCGCCUCUUUCCGAAAGCCCGCGAAUUCAUCAAUGCCGCGCUCGCACAGGGCGGUCGCGUCCUCGUCCACUGCAACGGCGGCAUCAGCCUCUCGCCCGCGUUCGUGAUCAUGUACGUGAUGCAGCAGUGCCAGAUGUCCUGGGAGGACGCGCUGCACAUGGUCCAGAACCGCCGGUACUGCAUCUCCCCCAACGCCGGCUUCCUCACCCAGAUGAAGGAGUACGAGAGCAUAUACAGGGCCGGGCUUGCUGUCUCGAUGUACUCGAAUGCCCAGCGCGAUGCCCCACGACGAAAGCGAGAGCUGGAAGAGGACGAGGACGAGCGAGAAGACAAGCGAAUCAUCCUGAUGGAAAGUGCCGUGAUCGCGCCUGAUCCGAACGCGAUGGACCAUUCAUGA
Heterobasidion irregulare TC 32-1 is the source of this 684-nucleotide messenger RNA. RefSeq lists its product as uncharacterized. The coding region runs from base 1 to 684 and encodes 227 amino acids. Gene Ontology annotation, molecular function: protein tyrosine/serine/threonine phosphatase activity; F-box domain binding. Gene Ontology annotation, cellular component: nucleoplasm; cytoplasm. Gene Ontology annotation, biological process: negative regulation of SCF-dependent proteasomal ubiquitin-dependent catabolic process; regulation of ERK1 and ERK2 cascade; protein dephosphorylation. NCBI's taxonomy places the organism in Eukaryota, Fungi, Basidiomycota, Agaricomycetes, Russulales, Bondarzewiaceae. The transcript is spliced from 7 exons. The record is from RefSeq and is a predicted model, not a curated record.